This is a messenger RNA of Truncatella angustata, 2676 nucleotides long. RefSeq lists its product as uncharacterized. Gene Ontology annotation, biological process: regulation of DNA-templated transcription; DNA-templated transcription. Bases 258 to 2648 code for a protein of 796 amino acids. Gene Ontology annotation, molecular function: zinc ion binding; DNA-binding transcription factor activity, RNA polymerase II-specific; DNA binding. Lineage: Eukaryota; Fungi; Ascomycota; Sordariomycetes; Amphisphaeriales; Sporocadaceae. The transcript has a single exon. The record is from RefSeq and is a predicted model, not a curated record.
ACGCUAUAAUUUGUUAGCCCAUUAAACUAGGCCCCACUCCCAACUGCUCGACCAAAGCACCAGGUCUGCCAGGCUUCAUUCAUGUGCACCACCCACACUCGACUGCUCCGUUCCCAAAUGCUUAUAUAACAUUUCAGCCCUGUGAGAAUCUUAGCUUGGCUAUAGAACAUACCGGCUCCAAUGUAUCACGAGAACGGUCCCUAGAGAUCGGAAUUGCUCGAGAGCAAGAAAUACCCCCAAGAGAAAUCGUUGUCGUCAUGGACGGCGCUUCUAAUUUUACUCCCGACUCCAAAACGGAGUCGGUAUCACCGGGUCAAGCAGAACCCAAGACCAAGUACAAAUUGUCUUGUUCAUUAUGCCGUUCAAGGAAGAUAAAAUGCGACCGGGUUCAUCCGUGCUCGCACUGCAUCAGGUCUGGGGCCGAAUGUGUAUUUCCGUCGCGGAAGCGUAUGCAACGGCCUCGUAAGACCAAGAACUCAGAGCUACUCAAUCGUAUAAGCCGGCUUGAAACGAUAGUGGGCAAUGUCAACGUUGCAACUCUGAAGGAGAUGGACUUGUCUGACAUUCAAGGAUUAUCUGAGCUCAAGGCACAGGUAGUGGCAAAUGAAAAGCCAUCAUCGAAGCCGUUAGCUUCGGAGGGCCACACCGUGGCCACAGAAGUGCCGCACAAAACACAAUCGGCGGGCUCUCAAGCAUCAAAGGAAGACAUAAACCCGUCUCGUUAUAUUGGUAGCGAUUUUUGGGUUAACCUUGUUGGGGAAGUGGAAGGGCUGAAACAGGCGUUGGCACAGUCAACGGAUUCUGAUACAGAAGACGAAUCUACUUCUGCCAGUCCAGAGACUACGGCAGCUUCGAGACAGCAGAGCUUCGCUACACAGGGAUUACUUGCGGGUUACCCAUCGCCAGAUUCCGCUGCGGUCCUCUUCCAUCCACCAGACCACCAAGUACAAUUUUUGCUAGAGACCUUCUUUGACAAGGUCGAUCCAAUUAUCAAGAUUUUGCAUCGACCAACUAUCCUAAAGAUGGUAUCGGCAGGCACGUCGCAUCUUACUAUAGAACAGGAAGCCCUGCAGUUCUCUAUAUACUUUGCAGCCGUGACUAGUCUAACUCCUCAAGAGUGCCUUUCUCAUAUGGGACAAGAUCAAAUGACGCUCUUCAAGUCAUACCAGCUCGACGUUGAGAGAGCAUUGGCUGCAGCAGACUACCUCAAUAAUAGCGAGAUGGAGUGCAUUCAAGCAUUUCUACUCUACGUAGCAUGCCUGCGCGUUCACAACGAGUCUCGCGCUUCAUGGGUGCUUACUGCAAUGCUUCUACGUUUGGCGCAAGCAUUUGAUAUCUGGCAUGACGGUGAUGGAUCUCGUUAUACAGUAUACCAGGCAGAAUUGCGGCGGCGCCUGUGGUGGCAAGUCGUGGUACUCGACAUCAGGGCCUCUGAGGAUCGCGGAACGGAGGCGAUGAUUGAUCCCGACUGCUACAACACACGACUACCACUCAAUAUCAACGAUGAAGACUUUGGGCCUGAAACCACUGUGGCUCCUCCAGAGAGAACAGGUCCCAGCGAUGUCACAUUCUCUCUGUGCACCGCGCAGUCGUCGUCCAUUUUCCUCUGGGUUGGUCACGCUCAGUCGCGCUUCGCUUCCUCGAGGUCCGCCUCCCAACAAUCCGAAGACGAGAUCAUCGCAAAGGCACAAGAUUUGGAGCAGAAGUUUAUAACCAAUCACGAUCCAACGCAUUUCCAGGCUGCACUAGCCGCCGCGCUCGUCCGCAUGAUCAACCUGAAAUUGUGGCUGAUCAUGCAAUACCCGCUCCAUACUUAUACACACUCGAGCUCGGGGCCGAACCGGACCGCUGUUCCGCGUUGGUCCAAGGUAAGCCGCGAGGCUAUCUUGCAGACGGCCGUCAGCGUCAUGGAGCUCCACGAACACAAACACAACACCUCAAAAGAGGCCGAGAGGUUCCGCUGGUGGGGCGUCACGUAUGUCCAAUGGCACCCGCUCGCGGUCGCCCUGGCGGAGCUCUGUGCCCAGACGAGAGGGCCAUUGGUCGCGCGGGCGUGGAAAGUAGUUCAAACCGUAUACCCAAAAUGGGCGCUUGUGGUCGCGGACAGCAAGAGAGGUGCGCUGUGGCGGCCGAUCCGGAAACUCUACAAGAAGGCAAAAGGAGCUCGAGCAGCAUCACUGAGCGAGGACAAGGUAUCAAAAGAUCAAGCCGAGGCGUUUCAAAGAUUGGAGUUGCUCGCCGGAGGUGGAGUCGGAGUUCCUCAGCCCCCAGGUGGCGGCAUGAGUUCAGGUAAUUCCCUGCCGACGAGCCAGGAGCAGCAACGGCGGUCAUUGCACGGCAUUGAACUCGAUAUGCUUCCAACUGGAAUGGAUCUGAGUACUGGGCUGGAUUUCGGCGCGUCCUUAAUUUCGUCUUUAGAUACGAGAGGAGGGCCGAUGCCCAUGGAUUUUGAGAUCACGGAUAUGACGCCUUCCGGUUUCUAUGCUGAUCCUUUGACAGGAUGGCCGCCCAAUAUCAAUUUCGACAUGCCACCGGACGGCAUGGUGGACCCCAUGAACUGGACGGUCUGGAACGAGUUCAUUGAUGACACACAGGCGGAUGCAGGAUCGAGGACUGGAUCGAGUGAGGACGAAUACACCAAGAUCUAGCAAUUCACUGGUGCUCACAACGCUGAUA